AUGGCUUCUCAUCCUCCCGCUCGCUGCUGCACUCUGGGAACGCUCCAUGAGGGUGAACCCAAGGGCAAAAUCAUCAAGAUUGACAACACCAUCGAGGCCUACGUCGCCACCCCAGCCGAGAAGACGGCCCGCAAGGAUGUCGGCAUCCUGUACCUGCCCGACGUAAUCAGCAUUUGGCAGAACAGCAAGCUCAUGGCCGAUUCGUUUGCCGAGCGCGGAUACCUGACGGUCGUGAUUGACCUCUUCAACGGCGACCCUGUGUCGCUCAACCCUCCCAAGGGCUUCGAUUUUGGCAAGUGGCUGGCGCACGGCAGCAACGGCGACAACCCGCACACCAAGGAGACCAUCGAUCCGAUUGUCGAAAAGGCGAUCCAGGCCCUGCGAGAGAUGGGCGUCAAGCACAUUGGCGCGGUGGGCUAUUGUUUCGGUGCCAAGUACGUCGUCCGCCACUACAAGGACGGUAUCGAGGUCGGCUACGCGGCGCACCCGUCUUUUGUCGACGAGGACGAGCUCGCCGCCAUCACCGGCCCCUUUGCCAUAUCCGCCGCCGAGACCGACUCCAUUUUCCCGGCGGACAAGCGCCACAAGUCGGAGGAGAUUCUUGCCAAGACCGGGCAGCCUUACCAGAUCAACCUCUUUUCCGCUACCGAGCACGGCUUCGCGGUCCGCGGCGACUUGAGCAAGAAGCAGCAAAAGUUUGCCAAGGAGCAGGCAUUUUUGCAGGCGGUCACCUGGUUCGACACGUACCUGGGCUGA
Molecule: messenger RNA, 756 nt
Organism: Beauveria bassiana ARSEF 2860
Lineage: Eukaryota; Fungi; Ascomycota; Sordariomycetes; Hypocreales; Cordycipitaceae
Product: dienelactone hydrolase
Exons: 3
Coding region: 1-756 (251 amino acids)
Molecular function (GO): hydrolase activity
Source: RefSeq, a predicted model, not a curated record